Siniperca chuatsi (mandarin fish) is the source of this 4339-nucleotide messenger RNA. RefSeq names its product claudin 35 (gene cldn35). The transcript has a single exon. The coding region runs from base 3403 to 4092 and encodes 229 amino acids. Gene Ontology annotation, biological process: bicellular tight junction assembly; cell adhesion. NCBI's taxonomy places the organism in Eukaryota, Metazoa, Chordata, Actinopteri, Centrarchiformes, Sinipercidae. Gene Ontology annotation, molecular function: structural molecule activity. Gene Ontology annotation, cellular component: bicellular tight junction; plasma membrane. The record is from RefSeq and is a predicted model, not a curated record.
AUGGCAUCCUAUGCCAAGGUAAAUGGGAUCACAUGAUUACUGAGAACAGUAAAACAUUAAUGAUCUAUCCAUUUCCUCACCUUGAUGGUCAGAACUGCGGAGUUAGGCAUGAAGAUAUCAAAGCACCUUGCUGAUGCUUUUUUUUUUUCACAAGUUAUUGUCUUGCAGACCAUGCUAACCAAUGAAGAUGCAGUCAUACUGAACUAUCUUUAAGUGAUCCCAUGUCAAGAACAGCUAAGAACUGAUACUAAAUACAAAGUCCAGUCACUUUUAUCUUUACACUGAGACAGCGUAUGGGCCUGAGAAUCUAUGGGCUUUACUACAAGUACACUAGAACAUUAAAAGGUUUAUCGUAUACUAUAGCUCAAGGCCUAACCUAGACAUGAAAAACAUGAAAAUGUAUUAAUGUAACUGGUACCCAGUGUAGCAGCUUGAACUGUAAAUAUGAAAAAAAUCUGUUAUCUGUGACUGUCGCAGGCCUGUAAUAAGACCAUGGCCUACCUGCCAGUCUACCUCCCUGUGCGUACUCUGCCCGUGCACUCAUUGAACAUGAAAAUGUGUUUUGGGGGAGUGAUUCUGGUGGAUACUUUAAAAUCUAGCUAGUGCUACUUUCUCCAACGUUAGCUAACCUAGCUUUAAUACACAGAAAAAGUGAUUCACACAACAUAAUGUAUUAUAAAACAGCUAAAUAAAAGAGCAAAUGGCUAAAAAUGAGCAUUUGAUUGACAGCUCUGUCAAGUUUUAUUAAUGAUCAAAAUGUUCUCAAUAUCAGUACAAACAAACUUUUGCUGGUGGCUGAGCUUCUAUUGAGGUAUUCACAAAGCAGGAUUAAUUAAAUCCAUUAAAAAACGGUGGUAUUUUAUCUCGCAUUUGUCUGUAAAUGUGUUACUAAAUGUUUCUAAUUUAAAUUAGAUUUAACAUUCAAUUUUUUUUAUUUUUUUUAGAAAAACAUUUUAAAACAUGACUUCUCACUCAAUAUUCCACUUUUCACGGUAAGUUUGGAUACAGUGCUGUUGUGUUGGCAGCACCUCCCUCCCUUCCUAGUGCCUCAGGUAAAAGAGGUCGUGCAGUCAGCUGGUAUGACCUCUCUGGGACAAGGGAAUUCAGGGAUGUUGAAUUUCCAAUAAUUUCAAUAUUUACUAAACAGAAUCAAACCUCAAUUACCCCCCAUGAGGUGAUAUUACCACAAUAAACUAAGCUAUUUCUCUUGAUUACAAUGAAUAGAAGGCUGCAUGACAUUAACUGUACUGUAAUUUCACUACAAGUCUGCAUUGGACUGCUACACACACACACACACACACACACACCUACCUGUCUCUUUAUUCGUUCAGACUGGACAGCCAUCAUUGGUAUGUGUCACCUUCCUCUGCUUCCCUUUGUGUAUCAUCCCCUCGCCUCUCCUGUUUCCUGUGUCCCGGCUGGUUGUCAUGACCACCGUUACCAAGGAGAGCGGAGGCUACAGAAGAAAGGAAACCUGAACCACAGAUCUUGAUGCCAUGAUAUUUAAUUCAUCGGCACAAUGAAACCAAGGUUCAAUGUAAUGCAGAUGGAGGGAGAGCGGUAUUGGGUAGAAGGAACAUUUCUGAAUAUGAAGACAAAGAGGGGCUGUCAGAUCCUUCUGUCUGUCUCCUAGGUGUUUAUUUAACAUGAUAAUGUUUCAGCCACAAUUUUGUCAAAUUCAAUUGAAAUGACAUGAAACAAUUAUGAUUAAACCAAAAAAAUCAGUGUUGGUCAAGCGUCAGAAUUCAGGGUUUUGUAAUUUCCUUUGUUCAGAUGACACUGCUUACAAUCAAACAAUACACUUUUUUUUUUUUUUUGGCCUGUGUAUUUCUCUUGUGGCUUUUCAGCAUUUCAACCACACAGUCAUCGUUACAGAAAAAAAACAAUGUCCCCUUCUGUGAAGCUGUUUCUCCCUUUUACUGCAGACAAAAAGGGCAAGUGAAAGCUAAUUUUUGUGAAAGCUCCUGUUUAAAAUACAGGAGUUUGUGUGGUAUGAAGCAAUACAAAGUGUGUAAUCCUCAUUGUAGAGGCCCCCAUGUUGUCUUUGUGCUAACUGAUCCACCUACAGACAGCACUCCAUCCUCGUCCAUCCCUCCCUACCUCCUUUUGUUGUCUCACCCUCUUUUGCCCUCUCCCUCCCUCCCUCCUGCAUCACUGGAUUUUUUUCUUCCUGGGGUUCAGUGUUGCUUUCGCAGGUUAGACUGUCAACAGCGGUACUGAAGAGGGAGUGAACUGAUGCUGUAUUUACCCAGAAGUCUGACUAUGCUGCCCUGAUUUGUUAUUUAUACCCUUAUUGGAACUAAACUGACCCAUUUGGGCUGCGUUGCUAGCAAACGAAGCGGUUGGGGGGAGGGUGAAGCCGAGCAGCAGCUGAAGUGAAGUGGCCUCGUCAAGGCUUUGGACCCCAGCGCUGUUUAUUGUCAACAAGGAGACACUUAAGCUGGCAACAGCAGCAGUGUCUGAUGAGUUCUGCUGGCUGUUUUCCUCUGGAAAUCUUUUUUAAAUUAGAUACACGGAUUUGAAAACCUGUCUCCUGCGAAGUUUGAUGUGGAUUCUUGGAAAAACCUGCUCAAAUAAGUAACUGGAAUAAAAGCUCAUUGUUCAUCUCUACAGGAUGUUUGUUUAAUUUAUUCCGUCAGGACUAAACACUGGAUUUUUGUUGACCAAGAGGUAAAAAGCUACGCCGAUUUUUAUUCUGUGUAAUCAAGCGUCACUAUUUCAACCUGGCUGUGACAGGAUACACUCUUAGCAGCAUCAGUGGCCUUGAAUCCAAGUAUCAGGUUAUAUCAGCCUGAUCCAUCUAGGUAAGGCUACACCAAACCAGAAGUGUAACACUGAAAUACACUGCAGCUCAACAACUGGCUUCCUGGGUUUGAUCCAGAGCUGAAGCCAAGAAAACCACUUCGACAAAAAAAAAAAAAAAAAAAAAAAAAAAGCCUGGCUGAGAUCCAUUUCAUCCACAAGGCCUGGACCGUGAAGCCUGAUCAAUCCAGUGUCUGCGGGCUGCCACAGGUGACUGCACAGCUAUCGGCUACUCAAUAAUGCAUUGACUCAAACUCAGGAAUGAAAAGGAGGAGAAAGUGUGUGAGCCUCUGAUCCUUUGGAAAGGUGGAUGACUGUCAAGAGAAAGCGAGCGAUUACUUAUAACGCGGUGAAUUGAGGACACGUGGAAGUGAAAACAGUGAGCAGAUGUUGAAGAGUAAAAGAAAGAGAGAAGAAAAUGGCUGCUGACAAAGUGACAUUGGGGCAAAGACCGUAGGAAGCUUGGCCAAGCCAGACGGGAAGGGAACAAGUAAACCAAAAAACUAGACUUUGAAGACCAAAAAUUAAGAUAAAUAAAAUAAGAUUUCCCCAAAGAGGCAACUGUAGUAUACAAAGAGGAAUCAAACAAAGGAGGUCAUCAUGGUGAACACUGGCAUGCAGCUGAUCAGCUUCACCUGCGCAGUGACUGGCUGGAUCAUGGCGAUCGCUGUCACGGCGUUGCCUCAGUGGAAGGUCUCGGCCUUCAUCGGCAGCAACAUCCUGACUUCAGAGAUCAAGUGGGAAGGCAUCUGGAUGAACUGCAUCUACCAGACCACUGGUCACAUGCAAUGUAAGACAUACGACUCCAUGCUGGCCUUGCCUCCAGACAUCCAGGCGGCCCGCGCCCUCAUGUGUCUGGCCAUCUUCAUGGGCUGGCUCUCCUGCACCGUGUCCUGCUGCGGCAUGAAGUGCACCACGUGCGCCGGGGAUGACCGCCGGGCCAAGGCGGGUAUCGCGCUCUCAGGCGGGGUACUCUUCAUUCUGACUGGCCUGUGUGUGCUGAUUCCCAUCUCCUGGACUGCUAACACCGUUGUCCAGGAUUUCUACAACCCCAACGUGCCCUUGAUGCACAAGAGAGAGCUGGGUCAGGCUAUUUAUCUGGGCUGGGCAGCUGCGGUUAUUCUUAUGAUCAGUGGAGCUGUGUUGAGCAGUACCUGCCCCCUCAUGGAGAGGGACGGCAGGUACCGCAGGGGGUACAUAGGCCGGAGCUUUGCUAAUUCACCAGCUUCAGCACCAGAUCCCCCAAAACCUAUUACAUGUAAUAGUCUACCAUUAAAGGAGUACGUAUAGGAGGAAGAAGGAACACCAGCAGGUGGAGAGGGAGGAAGUUAAAGAGCUGAUGCUGUUAAAAACUGUGUUUCCUAAAUUUACUGUCUCAAGUUUUAAGUCUGCGAAUUUAAGCGAUAAAUUGAAAUCUAUAUAUUUGUUAAUAUAUUCAGUCUAUAUUUUGCUUAUUUUGUAUAUCUCUUUGUAAUGUUAAACUUGUCUUCAGAACUUAAAAACAUUCACGUUUGUUUGAAAUUUGACUUUUACUGCA